AUGCCUACAAUCAUAUAUCCCGGCUUUGGCACACCCAGGGUCGGCACGAGGUUUUACUACUGGAGUUCUAUGCGCCAUUACUAUGAUCCUGCGACUCUACGAGGAAAUGACAGGUGCGGUCUACUUGGUCGCCUUCACAUGAUCCUGAUUGUUGACCGAGUCGAGCCAGUCCCGUCUGUCGAUGACCGGCCGUAUGGGCACAUUUUAGACACGAACAUUUUUACUCUACCGGAGUCUCCCGAUGAUCCAAACUAUAGUCUAUGUCGCGCAUGUCUGCUAGUGGCUAUCCGUCAGGAAAUCUUCAUUUCUUUUGUAGCACGUACCCCUCCACCCCGUCUUGCAGAGAGAUGCGGCAUCACCAGAACUCUUGAGCCCACGUCCGACUUCGAUUGGGCGUGGCGCAUCAUCACUUUUACUGAGGAUGUUUUGAUGUUUGCAUACGGCCCAGACGCGCGGUCCAUCGGGUCUUGGGAGAAUCUGCGUGCCUAUCUACAUCAAUGGAUGGAGAAGAGGCCGGCAUCUUUCAAUCCUCUGUGGCAAACGGGCUCUGAUCGCGAGACAUUUCCUGAGAUCGUUUUUGCCAACGAUUUUCAUAUUGCUGGCCAGCAGCAUGCCAUUAUCUGCCAGAUAAUGUUGCUGACUCACGACCCCCGUAUGCCUGUACUUGGUCUCGACAAGGCUAUGGCUUCAAAUGCUGUUGAAGAAGAGAUUCGUCGCUUGAUCCGCCAAAUUUGUGGUAUUGCACACUCGGCAGGCGAGUGGCAGCCAGCAACCAUAGCCGCGGGAAUGACGGUUGCUAUGUGUGGUCAUUUAUUUCACGAGCCUGCGGAACAGGAGAAAUUGCUUGAUAUUCUCGCAAAGUCAGAAGCGCACAUGGGCUGGUCACUGCUGAGGCAAGAAGAGAAGCUGAAGGCUUUUUGGGAAUGCAAUGCAGAGCAAUAA
Messenger RNA from Colletotrichum abscissum, 942 nucleotides. RefSeq lists its product as uncharacterized. The transcript is spliced from 3 exons. Lineage: Eukaryota; Fungi; Ascomycota; Sordariomycetes; Glomerellales; Glomerellaceae. The coding region runs from base 1 to 942 and encodes 313 amino acids. The record is from RefSeq and is a predicted model, not a curated record.